Molecule: messenger RNA, 1116 nt
Organism: Symbiodinium sp. CCMP2592
Lineage: Eukaryota; Dinophyceae; Suessiales; Symbiodiniaceae
Source: the annotation of a GenBank genome assembly
AUGGAGUCCACUGUACAAGGAACUGAGAGGAAGGCUGAUGGGCCAACAGAGACGACGCAGCUUCUGAAACCCACCAAAGCUGCUCCAGAUGGCAAAGCCACAGGCCCCCAGCUCACGCUCAACCUCGUGGUUUGUGGCCUCGGUACUGGGAUUUUCACACUGCCUUGGAGUACUGCAGGUGCGUCCUGUAUGGUUGGCGUUCUUAUCGUAGCAGGCGUACUGGCAUUGAAUGCUUGGACCAUCUUCAUCUUAAUCGAGGCGGCCGAGGCCCAUCAGGCGUUUGAUAUUGGAUCUUUACUUUCGAGUUUGCCCGGAGCUCUCGGACGAGUAGCUCCGCCGGCGGUAAAUGCAGUUAUCUGGAUUGGAGGCUUCUUUUGUCUCGUCUCCUACGUCAUAGUCAUCGCCGACUGCGCUGGCCCGAUUGCCGGCGUGGCAACGUGGAAACUGAAAGCUUUGACCUCCGUCUUGGUCCUUCCUCUUUGUUUCUUGGACCAGCGCUUGCUGUCUUUUACAUCCACGUUCUCUGUGCUCGCGGUGAUGCUUGUCUUCGCACUGAUGACAUCAGUGUUCAUGCAGGAUCACGAGGCCUCUCUGCCCAUCUGCAUGGCCGGCCUUUCGUGGGGAAGUGUGUCUAUGUUUGCAAGCAUGAUGCAGACUGUUGUGUUGCAAAUGUGUGUGCUCCCCAUGUAUGGGGAGAUGCGAAACCGAUCACCAGGCGCCUUCGCGAAGGUCGUUUACUGGGGCUUCGCCGUGCUUUUCAUCGUUUGUGCCAGCUUCGCUCUGCUGGGGUACUUCACCUUCGGCUCUGCCGUGAAAUCGAACGUGCUGCUUUCACUGCCUACCAGCCGCGCCGGCAACUUGGCCCGGCUCUGCGCAGGGGCCAGUGUGGUGGGAGUCUAUCCCAUCAUAUUAAAGCCGAUGAUUGCGACCCUGUAUCGACCAGGAGAAGGGCAGGAGAGCUUAACGACCCAUUGGGCCACAGGCUCUGUGGUAGCAGGUGUGAUGAUGGCCUCUUUGCUUCUUUCCGACCUGGGGAAGCUCAACAUCUUCAACGGAGCUGUGUCUAUGGGUGUCUUUGUGGCCGUCGUUCCCUUCUUGGUUGGGUUGAGCACUUAG